UCCCAGCCUCUGACCUACUUUUGUGUUUAUGUGGUCGAUGGGGUCAGUUACCUGCUGCAAGAGAUUUAUGGAAUUGAAAAUAAGUAUAACUCGCAGCAAUCGAAGGUCCCAGCCGAUGAGCUGAGUGAUAACAGUGCGGAGUGUGUCGUUUGUCUGUCUGAUGUCCGGGACACCCUUAUCCUACCCUGUCGUCAUCUGUGUCUCUGCAAUGCCUGUGCUGACACCCUCCGAUACCAAGCCAACAACUGCCCAAUCUGCCGGCUCCCAUUCCGUGCUCUCCUGCAAAUCCGGGCGAUGAGGAAGAAAGUGGAUCCUCUGACACCGAGUGGCUACAACCCUAUCAUCACAUCGCAGAUAGCUGAGACUGAUGAUCAUCCGGCUUCUGAUCAUAUCCCUGUGGGCUAUGAGGUCGUUUCACUGCUCGAAGCUUUGAACGGACCCCUCACUCCUUCACCUUCAGCUCCUCCCAUUCACCGGGUUAGAGAUGGCCUCACACCCAGUCCCUUACCUACCAUUGGACCUGAUGGACGAACCCUUCCUGUGCACACUUUGUCUCCAUUGGACAGAGUUUGUGACAACACCAACCAAGGCUUCAAGCUGAAGAAAAGCUCUUCCAAGUCAGUCUCACGCAGCUCGUCCAUUCUUCAUGAGGAAGAUGAAGAGAAAUCAUUCAGUGACAGGGAGAUAGUGUCCCCCAUAAAACAGAACAAUCAGGAGAUUGAGGAUUCAAGUGCUACUCCUGAGAGUGAGAAUGUGACCCUAUCAUCAUCUGGAGCUGUCGACCAGUCUUCAUGUACCGGCACACCACUGUCCUCCACCAUUACAUCACCAGAAGAUGACAGCAGCGGUCUGGUGCAGUCAGUGAUGUCAAUGGCAUCCUCUCAGCUCAGCACAGACACCAUCUCCUCGAUGUCUGGCUCCUACCAGGCCCCUGGCCCUGAUGAUCUGUUGGAGUGUAUUUCUGAAGAGCAUCUGACACUGCCAGCCACACAGGAGGAAGAUGAGGAGCUGAAGGUGAGACUCUGGCUAUCACUGCCGAGGUCAGUAUUUCACACAAUCUCGACAGUGCAGCAAGAGGCCAUUGGGCCCAUCCUGCUGCAUUGGCUCUUCUAACAGGGCCACUCUCCUCCCUUUCCCUAAUAUCCCUGCCUGUUAAUUCCACAUAACCAUC
Molecule: messenger RNA, 1171 nt
Organism: Chiloscyllium plagiosum (whitespotted bambooshark)
Lineage: Eukaryota; Metazoa; Chordata; Chondrichthyes; Orectolobiformes; Hemiscylliidae
Source: RefSeq, a predicted model, not a curated record